Messenger RNA from Impatiens glandulifera, 2427 nucleotides. RefSeq names its product GPI transamidase component PIG-T. Gene Ontology annotation, biological process: attachment of GPI anchor to protein. The transcript has 5 exons. The coding region runs from base 185 to 2152 and encodes 655 amino acids. The record is from RefSeq and is a predicted model, not a curated record. NCBI's taxonomy places the organism in Eukaryota, Viridiplantae, Streptophyta, Magnoliopsida, Ericales, Balsaminaceae. Gene Ontology annotation, cellular component: GPI-anchor transamidase complex.
UCAUCUAUUUGGGUCUCACUGUUCUUCUGACUGGUAAAACCUAAGCUAAUUCAAUCCAGACGACGAGAAGCACAAUAAGCGGGGGAAGAAUUCAAGCUUUAACACCGUAUCACCGCAAAUAUAGUUCUUAGGAUUGGAUCACACUUAUGUGGCAGUCUUUUCUUGAGCUCUGACAAGCUUUCUGAUGCCUAUUUUACAUCAGAUCUUUGUUUUGUUUCUGUUAUUAUGGCCGGCGAUUACUCUAAGUAAUGUACUUCUCCAAAAGGAAGAAAGAGAACAGUUUUCAGAGGAACUCCUGUUGAAGCCUUUGCCCGAUCGAAAGAUUUUGGCACACUUCCACUUCGAUAGUAGGGUUCCUCCCACUCGCACCUAUGGCCACCACCAUCAUCUCUUCCCUAAAGCCAUUUAUCAGCUGGUUAAGAAGUUUCGAAUUCGAGAAAUGGAGUUAUCUUUUACUCAAGGCAGGUGGAAUUAUGAACGAUGGGGUGGAUAUGAGCCUAUAGCAAGCAACAAUGCCAAGCCUCCUGGAGUUGAAUUGUGGGCUGUUUUUGAUGUCCCUCAACAUGAAGUUGAUUCUUCAUGGAAAAAUUUGACCCACGCUCUUUCGGGUCUCUUUUGUGCUUCAAUAAACUUUCUAGAGUCUUCAACUACUUAUUCAGCUCCUUCUUGGGGAUUUCAUACACUUGCGACUAAGUUAAGGUAUGGCACCUUGCCUCGUGAGGCUGUAUGUACUGAGAACUUGACACCAUGGUUGAAGUUAUUACCUUGCCGAGACAAAGCAGGUUUGUCAACAUUAAUGGACAGGCCAUCACUUUAUAGAGGAUAUUACCAUUCUCAACGUCUCCAUUUAACUUCUUCUGAAUUUGAUUCAAUUGGUUUGACCUCUGGCAUUGUACUUGAACAGACACUUACAGUUGUUAUUCAACCAAGCAUACAAGAAAAUAUCAUGACCUAUUCUGGCGAAUUAGCUUUGCAACCAAGUUGGUCUUUGAGUUCGCUUUUUGGAAGGGAAGUUAAUGGAAGAUGUGUUGUUGCUGAUUCUAGCAAUGUGUUUUUCCAACUAGACGGGGAUUUAGUUUCUGAACUACACAAGUUACAGAAGGAAACUGAUAUAUGGAAUCCACCUGGGUUCGAAUUUUCUGUUUCUCCCGACAGGGUAAUUAAAAGCUUGACAAAGGGGAACCCAUCUAUUCUGUAUGAAUUCUCUAUGGAGAAUUACAGUGAUUCCAGACCGUUUGAUCUGGGGAUUACAUGGAAUAUGCCAUUUGUUUGGUCAUGUCCUCAGGCACCAUUACAUGCUAGUAGGUUCUUGAUGGGAAGUGGGAAUGAAAGAGGCAGCAUAGCUAUCUUGUUAAAACCUACUAAGCAGAAAGAGAUCAUCCAUAAUAGUGAUGUGACAAUUGGAGACACUUGUAGUUUAGGGGUUCAUGUUUUUCAGUUUGUUCCUUGGUAUGUCAAGGUGUAUUAUCAUACACUGCAAGCCUUUGUUGAUGAACAACCUGUUUCUCUUAAGGAUAUAGUGAAGAAGAUGCAUGUUUCACCUUCACAAGAUAAGGUGUCACCCGGAAUAAUGGAACUGACAAUUGACCUGCCUUGUAAUCUGACGUCAGCUGCAUUAUCUGUUGACUUUGAUAAGGGAUUUUUGCACAUUGAUGAAUAUCCUCCAGAUGCCAAUCAGGGAUUUGACAUCCCAUCAGCUGUUGUAAGAUUUCCCAAUCACCAAGCUAGUAUAAAUUUCAUUGAAGAUAUGACUUCAAACAAAUCGCCUCUACUCUCUAAGUUGCAGGAGAAAAACCCUGUCUUGGCCUAUACGGAAGUUCUACUCGUGCCAUUGACAACACCUGAUUUCAGCAUGCCCUACAAUGUCAUCACCAUUACAUGUACAGUCUUUGCUUUAUAUUUUGGGUCGCUGCUCAAUGUAUUACGGAGGCGUGUUAGCGAGGAAGAAAGAUAUCUGAAAAGUAAAGCUGCCCAAAGACAUGGUCAAACUCGAUUUUCUUUAUCCAAUUUGUUUUCCAAACUUAGAGGAAGAUCUUCAGAACCGCCGCAACUAUCGUCGUCGUCAUCAUCAUCAUUGAUAAAUCGCAAGGUGGUAAUUAAGCUGAUCUUAGUGGCAGGAAUUGCGGUUGCUUGGCAGUAUUAUUCUGGAUAAAGUGUGGAACAGAACACAUGUACAAUAUGUUCUAGACACGAUUUGAGAGUAGGAAUUCUCCAUAGAAAUAUUUUCAUAGAAAGAAUUUUGCUGGUGGAAGAACAAAUUUUUGUUUUUGUUUUUGACAUCUUCUAACAUUGUAAUUUCUUUUGCUAACUAAAAUGUUAUGAUCAAAUGGCAUUUUAUUGUAGAAGAGACACUAUGGAUGAUUGAAAUGCUUUUGAUGGCACAAUCUACAGGAGGUGAUUGCAUUAAUGGGUAUGCUCUUAGUCUCU